GCUCUCUGAUGGUUGCUUAGCAACGACAGAGUCAUAGAACGCGUUCUAUAUUAGUGUUCUAUGUCAGAACAGCGCGUCUCAGUUUGCCAGCAUCCAUGACAGUGACUCGGUGGAUCACACAGCUACUGUACGAAUAGACAAAUCUGUGAUUGUGAAUAUCUGUGAAGCUAUGGAUAGACACCAUAAUCAGUCUUCAGACAACCUGGGUCGCGAGUGGUCAUUGGUUGUUCUGAAUUUGGACCCAAAUGUGAACGAACAAGAACUGUUUGAGUCAAUGACCCAGUUCAGCCAAAUCCACUCUAUGGAGCUGUCCAGCAAUUUAGUCAAUAAUCGCAGAUACGCUUAUGUGACUUUUGAGCAUUCAGGACGAGCCCAUCAGCCUCAUCCUGUGCUCCCCACGAGCCGCUAUAUUGAGCGGAAGACACUGCUCGUGAGCAAUCUGCACCCAAUGGUGACCGAACAACAGCUCAUUGAAAAGUUUGGUCCAUUGGGGUCCAUCUCGACUGUGCAAGUGUGCAGAAACAACAGCGUCGCUCCUGUGUAUGCCUUUGUGACUUUCCAUCAUCGACGUGAUGCAGCGCAAGCACAAAGAGCUCUGAACUUCACUGAUUUACUCAAUAAACCUCUGAUCAUCAUGUGGGGCUCAGACAGGACAACUGAGAUCCUCUCAGAUAACGACAGCAGCUCUCAAAGACAAACAGAGGAGAGAAAGACCAGUGGAGAAACAGAGAGAGAUACAGCUGGAGAAACCAAGAGAGAUACAGCUGGAGAAACAGAGAGAGAUACAGCUGGAGAAACUGAGAGAGAUACAGCUGGAGAAACUCAGAGAGAUACAGCUGGAGAAACCGAGAGAGAUACACCUGGAGAAACUGAGAGAGAUACAGCUGGAGAAACCGAGAGAGAUACAGCUGGAGAAACUGAGAGAGAUACAGCUGGAGAAACUGAGAGAGAUACAGCUGGAGAAACAGAGGAGAGAGAGAACAGCGAGUCUUCAUGGGGAAGAAGGCUCGCCGACAAUAUGAAAAGUGCUGUGACAGCAGCGGUGAGCAGUCCAGCAGCCUGGGUCGGAGUCGGCAUUGGUGUCUGUGCUGCUUAUGCCUACUUCAGGAGCAGGAGCUAGUGUGGACACAGUCUAAAAGACGAGAAGGCCUGCCUCAUCUCCACUCAUCAUCACCAGAGUGACCGAUCGCUGCUCCAGAAAGAAGAAGAGUGACCGGUCAUCGCUCAAGUCUGUGUAGUGUGAUCGGUCACCGCUCCAGCCUGUGUAGCGUGAUCGGUCACCGCUCCAGCCUGUGUAGCGU
Molecule: messenger RNA, 1301 nt
Organism: Danio aesculapii
Lineage: Eukaryota; Metazoa; Chordata; Actinopteri; Cypriniformes; Danionidae
Exons: 2
Coding region: 170-1120 (316 amino acids)
Biological process (GO): mRNA splicing, via spliceosome
Cellular component (GO): precatalytic spliceosome; U1 snRNP; U2-type prespliceosome
Molecular function (GO): mRNA binding; U1 snRNA binding
Source: RefSeq, a predicted model, not a curated record